Molecule: messenger RNA, 9527 nt
Organism: Pantherophis guttatus
Lineage: Eukaryota; Metazoa; Chordata; Lepidosauria; Squamata; Colubridae
Gene: USP32
Product: ubiquitin specific peptidase 32
Biological process (GO): protein deubiquitination
Cellular component (GO): Golgi apparatus
Molecular function (GO): cysteine-type deubiquitinase activity; calcium ion binding
Source: RefSeq, a predicted model, not a curated record
CGGCGGCGCCGGCGGCAGCAGCUGAGGCGAACAUCUUCCUCAGGAGUCGGCGGGGGCGGCGCUGCUGUUGCGGCGGCCGCGGCGGCUGCUAGUCCAGGGCGAACCGGCGGGCCGCGACGGCGGCAGCCGCCUGAGGCCAGCGACUGUUUGCGGGGCACGGGCGGCGGCGUCCGCCAUGGACUGAGGAGACCGCGAUGGGCAACAAGGAGUCGCGCAUCGGCUUCCUCACCUACGACGAGGCCCUGCGGAGGGUGACGGAUGUAGAGCUAAAACGGCUGAAAGAUGCCUUCAAGAGGACCUGCGGACUCUCGUGUUACAUGAGCCAACAAUGCUUCAUUCGGGAAGUUCUCGGAGAUGGAGUUCCUCCAAAGGUUGCAGAGGUCAUAUACUGUUCUUUUGGUGGCACAUCGAAAGGCCUACAUUUCAAUAACCUGAUAGUGGGCUUAGUCCUGCUGACGAGGGGCCGAGAUGAAGAGAAAGCCAAAUAUAUUUUCAGCCUCUUUUCUAAUGAAUCUGGGAGCCAUGUCGCCCGUGAAGAGAUGGAGAGGAUGCUUCUCAUAAUUGAUGGAAAAGUCCCUGAAUGUCUAAAAAAAUGCUUCUCGGAGGGCGAAAAAGUAAACUAUGAAAAAUUCAGAUCCUGGCUGUUGCACAACAAAGAAGCUUUCACGUUUUCCCGCUGGCUGCUCUCCGGAGGAGUGUAUGUCACACUCACAGAUGACAGCGACACCCCCACCUUCUAUCAGACUCUUGCUGGAGUCACGCACUUGGAAGAAUCCGACAUCAUCGACCUUGAGAAACGCUAUUGGCUGCUGAAAGCUCAAUCGAGAACAGGCCGUUUUGAUCUGGAAACGUUUGGCCUCCUGGUUUCCCCUCCGAUCCAUCCGUCCCUGAGCGAAGGCCUGUUUAACGCCUUUGAUGAAAACCGCGACAAUCACAUAGACUUCAAGGAAAUCUCGUGCGGGCUCUCGGCUUGCUGCAGGGGGCCGCUGGCAGAACGGCAGAAGUUUUGCUUCAAGGUUUUCGACGUUGAUCGAGACGGGGUUCUGUCUAAGGUCGAACUCGAAGAAAUGGUCGUGGCCCUUCUGGAAGUUUGGAAAGAUAAUCGUAUUGAUAACAUUCCAGAGCUGCACAUGAAUUUGCCUGAUAUUGUAGAAGAUAUUCUAAAGUCACAUGACACUACCAAGCUUGGUCAUCUCACCCUUGAGGAUUAUCAGAUCUGGAGUGUGAAGAGCGCCCUUGCCAACGAAUUUCUGAACCUGCUUUUUCAGGUGUGCCAUAUAGUCUUAGGUUUAAGACCUGCCACUCCAGGAGAUGAAGGGCAAAUCAUUAGAGGCUGGCUAGAACGUGAAAGUAGACAUGGCCUUCAACAAGGACACAACUGGUUUCUCAUCGCAAUGCAGUGGUGGCAGCAGUGGAAAGAAUACGUCAAAUAUGAUGCUCUCCCUGUUAUGCUGGAGCCUUUGUCUGUCUCAAAUGGAGGUAAGGCUUCUCUCCUGAGUCCUGGGUCACCUAUAUCAGAGCAGGGAGACGACCGAAUGGGUGCUUCGAAUAACAUCAGUGCCGCAGAAGAAAAGUUUUCAGAUAGUGUUUCCAGCGCGUCAGAAGCAUCGGAGACAACUAACAGCAAUUUUAUUUACGCCACCACUCCCAACGCCGAGAUGUCCUUUGCUCGACAGCUUAAUUCUUCAGAUAACAACAAUCAGUGCCUCCUUGCCUCUAAUGGGAAUAUCUUACUGCAGUUGCUGAAUCCACAGCGGCCCGGAGCGAUCGAUAAUCAGCCCCUUGUAACGCAAGAGCCUGUGAAGGCUCCAUCGUUGACUUUGGAAGGCGGGCGAUUAAAACCAUCGCCCCAAUUGAUCCAAGGGAAAAAUUAUGAAAUGGUCCCAGAACCGGUAUGGAGAGCCCUCUACCAUUGGUACGGAGCGAACCUGUCUUUGCCGAGGCCGGUGAUCAGAAACAGUGUGACGGGCCUGCCCGAGCUGGAGCUGUUUCCCCGUUACCUGCUCUUCCUUAGACAGCAGCCAGCUACCCGGACCCAGCAAUCCAACGUCUGGGUGAACAUGGGGAACGUCCCAUCACCCAGCGCCCCCUUGAAGAGGGUCUUGGCCUACACCGGCUGCUUUAGUCGCACCCAGACCAUCAAGGAGAUCCACGAAUACCUGUCACAGCGGCUGAGGAUGAAAGAGGAGGACAUGCGCCUGUGGCUGUACAACAGUGAGAACUACCUUACUCUUCUUGAUGAUGAGGAUCAUACGCUGGAAUACCUGAAUAUUCAAGAUGAACAGCACUUAAUUAUAGAAGUUCGCAAUAAAGACAUGAGCUGGCCGGAAGAGAUGUCAUUUAUAGCAAACAGCAGUAAAAUUGACAGGCAUAAAGUUCCCACAGAAAAAGGGGCCACGGGCUUAAGCAACUUGGGGAACACGUGCUUCAUGAAUUCGAGCAUCCAGUGCGUCAGUAACACGCAACCUCUUACCCAGUAUUUCAUCUCCGGCCGACAUCUGUAUGAGCUGAACAGGACAAAUCCAAUAGGAAUGAAGGGGCAUAUGGCUAAAUGCUACGGGGAUUUGAUUCAAGAACUGUGGAGCGGAGCCCAAAAGAACAUUGCUCCUCUCAAGUUGCGGUGGACUAUAGCUAAAUAUGCCCCAAGGUUUAAUGGAUUCCAACAGCAAGAUUCUCAGGAGCUCUUAGCUUUUCUCCUGGAUGGGCUCCACGAGGACCUGAAUCGAGUCCAUGAUAAGCCGUAUGUUGAGCUGAAGGACAGCGAUGGCCGGCCGGAUUGGGAGGUAGCGGCAGAGGCCUGGGAGAACCAUUUGAGAAGGAACCGCUCGAUCGUGGUCGACCUGUUCCACGGGCAGCUGAGGUCUCAGGUGAAAUGCAAGACCUGCGGGCACAUCAGUGUUCGUUUCGACCCUUUCAAUUUCCUAUCGCUGCCUCUUCCAAUGGACAGUUACAUGCACAUAGAAAUAAUAGUAACUAAGCUAGACGGCACGACUCCCGUCCGAUAUGGACUCAGGCUAAAUAUGGACGAGAAAUACUCUGACUUGAAGAAGCACCUGAGUGAGCUUUGUGCCCUGAAGCCCGAUCAGAUUCUGCUUGCGGAAGUACACAGUUCAAACAUAAAGAACUUUCCGCAAGACAACCAAAAAGUCCGGCAUUCGACAACUGCUUCUUUGUGCGCCUUCGAAGUACCGAUUCCUGGAUCUCCCACUUCGGCUUCUUCAAGUCCCUUGCAAACAGAUUUUUACCGUGGACAGUCGACCAAUGGGGUGAUCAGCUGCCUGAUGAACGGGGACCUCCCGCGGUCCACCUUGAUCCCAAACGGAAUGCCAAACACAGUGGUGCCCUACAGGGGGGAGAAUGGCGUGAUGAUGAAUGGUCAUGUGACCUCACCUUCCGACAGCCCCUUCAUAGGCUACAUCAUUGCGGUCCACAGGAAGAUGAUGCGGGCCGAAAUGUACUUUCUCUCGUCUCAAAAGAACCGGCCAAGCCUGUUUGGGAUGCCUCUGAUUGUUCCCUGCACAGUUCACACAAGGAAGAAAGACUUGUAUGACGCUGUCUGGAUUCAGGUGUCUCGGCUUGCAAGCCCCCUCCCUCCCCAGGAAGCAAGUAACCAUGCUCAGGAUUGCGAUGACAGCUUGGGAUAUCAAUACCCUUUCACCCUUCGGGUGGUUCAGAAAGAUGGCAACUCCUGUGCCUGGUGCCCUUGGUACAGGUUUUGCUACGGGUGUAAAAUCGAUUGCACAGAAGAAAGAGCGCUGAUGGGGAACGCAAACCUCGCUGUGGACUGGGAUCCCACCGCCCUUCACCUCCGCUACCAGACCUCACAAGAACGGAUAGCAGAGGAGCACAGAAGCGUGGAGCAGAGCCAGCGCGCUCAGGCCGAGCCCAUCAACCUGGACAGCUGCUUGCGGGCCUUCACCAGCGAGGAGGAGCUGGGGGAAGAUGAAAUGUACUAUUGUUCCAAGUGCAGGACCCACUGCCUGGCCACCAAGAAGCUGGACCUGUGGAGGCUGCCCCCGAUCCUGAUCAUCCACUUAAAGCGCUUCCAAUUUGUCAACGGCCGCUGGAUAAAAUCCCAAAAAAUCGUCAAGUUUCCUCGUGAGAGCUUUGACCCAAGUGCCUUCCUCAUGCCACGAGACCUGAGCUGCUGGCCGCCAAAGCUGCUGACGCCGCAGGCUGACGAUCCCGCGGAGCCCCUGAUUCUGCCGGAGGAGUGUCGGAGGACGGAGCAGCGGAGCGGCACUGUGGCCGGAGAGGGCGACGUCCUCACCCGGAGCCCUUCCUCUCUCAACACUUCGGGCAUCUUAAAUACUAUUAGAGCAUCGCCAUCCUCCGCGAGGAAGUGCACAUCCGGCUCUUCGGCCAGUAAAAACCUUAGCCCCACCAGUAGCCCCAGGACUAUGGGCAGAAGUAAGGGGCGCCUUCGUCUCCCCCAGCUCUGUAAAAACAAACUGUCGAGCAGCAAAGAGAACCUGGACACAAGUCGAGAGAACGGUACCCAGCCAGAUCCAAAGGCCACGUUGGACUCCCCAGGCAGGGAGCAGCAGAAUUUGGGGGACGGUUCAGGAGAACCGGUGGCUGCUCAGGACAAUGAGGGGCAGCUAACCAAUGGAUACCUUUGCAAGCUGAGCUCCUCCAGCAACCACAGUCUCAACGGUCACCUAGAAGCCCGCCGGGAAGAGGAAUUGGUGGAUGACCAAAGAGGAGAAAUCUGUAUUAAUCCCAUUUAUAACUUAUAUGCAAUUUCGUGCCAUUCAGGAAUUAUGGGAGGAGGUCAUUACGUCACCUAUGCCAAAAACCCCAAUGACAAAUGGUACUGUUACAACGACAGCAGCUGUAAGGAAUUGCAUCCCGACGAAAUUGACACAGAUUCUGCCUACAUCCUUUUCUACGAACAGCAAGGAGUGGACUAUGCACAAUUUUUGCCAAAGAUUGAGGGCAAGAAUAUGGCGGAUACCAGUAGCAUGGAUGAAGAUUUUGAGUCCGAUUACAAAAAGUACUGUGUCUUGCAAUGAGCAAAACGGGUUUUGCAAAGGUUAGUCCGAGGAGGUUGCAACCACAAGGCUGGCAAAAAAAAAAAGAAAGAAAGAAAGAAAAGAAAAUAAGGUUUUUACUGAGCAGAAGAGCUAGAUAUAAUUUUUAUUUUUAUUUUAUUUUUUAUUUUAUUUUCCUCCUGUGACCUGAAAGCACAACUAAAGAAAAACAAAAUAGGGGGAGAAAGAGAAUACUCUAAUUAAAAUGAGCAUUUAUCAGAUGGCAUUUGCUUUGGUUUCCCAUUCUCUUGCUCCAUGCCCAGAGGGUGGGGGAACACCCAUCGGUUAAAUUGUUUUAUUUUGCCUUUAGCCUUCAAACUGGCUUGACCUCAGCAAACUAGGACUAGAUGCAUUUAAAGUUUUGGAAAUAACUGUAGUCUGUUCGUUCCUUUGACCAAUUUGCUCUUAGAGACACCUGAAGUAAGUUGGGGUUGGGGAGAAAAAUGACUUUUGGGGAAGCUCUCUUCCGAUUGCUAAUGAUUAACUUGUAGUGUUGUCUGACAACAUGAAAUUUCUACCUCCUUUUUCUGAAGUUUUAUUCCAUUUCCGCGAGGAGAAGAGGCACACGCAGACGGCAGGCACAAGCUGCAGAAAAUUCCCCCAAACUUUUCCCUGCUGUUCAUUUUCUCGCUUGAUGUAUUCAUUAGCAGUCCCUUUCCGUCGCCUUGAGAAUAAAGUUUCCUCUCUUUUUUUUGACCUUGUGGAAUUGUUCCAACCUUUUUGGCUUUCAGAGAGGUUUCAGAGGAGCUCCAGCAGCCUGUCAGCACUUGAAAUGGCUGGAGAUCUGGAAUCUGAGACAGCUCCAGGCUGUUGCUAGGGGCAGGGAGUGGGCUAAUUAUGUCUAUCCAUCUCCACUUUGGAUGGAUUGGGAUGUUCUAGGAGCCAAGUGUUUCUCCAUGUACUAGAGCAGUGUUUCCCAAACUUGACCCUUUGAAGAUGUCUGCACUUCAACUCCCAGAAUUCCUCAACCAGGCAUACUGGCUGGGGAAUUCUGGGAGUUGAAGUCCAUGCAUCUUAAAAUAGCCAAGUUUGGGAAACACUGUACUAGAGGGUACUUGGGUAAGAAGUCUGCCCUGGUUGUGAAAAUAUUUUGCAAAUGUGGUUACACUGUCUCCUCAACUUACAACCUUCAUUUCACAAGAAGCUAGCUCCUGACUUUUUAGUGUAUUGAUCUGAUCAUUGUUGAGACCGGGAAAGUCAAAGCAGGAAUCUGUUCCCCAAUUCAAUCCAACUCAACCCAGCCCUACACAAGUCAGUCCAAUGCAACUCAACCCAACCCAAUGCAACUCAACCCAACCCAAUUCAGUGCAACUCUACCCAACUCAAUGCAAUUCAACCCAACCCAAUGGAACUCACCCUAAUGCAACUCCACCCAACCCAACCCAAUUCAACCCAACCCAACCCAGUGCAACUCAAUCCAAUCCAAUCCAAACUUUAAAUCCAAGAAACAAUGGAGCCUGGUUGAGUGUUUGAGCCAACAGUGUAUCAGUGAUGGCUGAUGGGAAAUGCGUACUCAAAGGAGGACUUUAGGCAGGGAUGUUCCUGAAGGAGAGAGAUCAAAAAAAUCCAAGAUGGUGUCGGUGACUGUGAUCCAAAUUCUACCCCCCCUUUUUUUAAAACUUGUAUCACAUGUGUGCAAGAGAUGGGGCUUCAGAAGGGCAGUGACAGCCGCUGUCUUGAUUUUUAGGACCCCCUCAAGCAGCCACCCCUUACAAUGGAGAUGGAGUACGGCCCCUUCUUCAAGACUCCUAGGACCUAUCCUUCAUUUGUGGCAGACCUUUUGAAGGGGAAGAGUCCUCCCAAAUCUCGUUCUCUCUUCCUUGAUUGGAGGGAGCGCCAGUCAUGAUUUUUUUUUUUUUGGUUAAUUUGCACUUUAAAAAUAAUAAUAAAAAGGUAACAGAGUUCAUUUUCAGUGCUUUUGGGAUAGCCGUGUGCAUGCUUGGGUGCGUGUCCUUUCCGUUCCUUUUCUUUCAAAAAGCAAAGUUAACAUGUCUGAAUGAUGACCGUCGGUGUCCAUUCUGCCACCCAACUUGGCUGUGCUUUUGAUCAGCCAACGGAAGGAUUUGUCCCCCGGAAGGAAUGUUUAUACUUCAAACCCACUUUAGGCAUCUUGUGGGUUUUGAACCAUCUCUUGAUAGAAAUUCCCCUUUUUUUCUGUUCUUGUAGGUCAGCCAGAGUCAGAGCAGAGCAGUGAGGUGGGUGGCUGCAUAAAUGUAAUAAUAAAACGAAAGAAGGAAUUAAACUGGCAGCCAUUUCCAGCUUCUGGAAUGGAAAUGGAUUUAGAGAGCCAGGAUAAUGAGGGAGCUAUGGCAAUGUUCCCAUUUUCAGGUGAGCUCUCUUGAGAAUUCGAAAAUCCUUCCUAAAUCUACAUUUAUUAAGCCAAGCCCUAAAUCAGACCACCCCACCCCCCCUCCUUAUUCCUCAUCUGCCCCAAUCAGAUGAUUAAAUAAGGUUGAUCAGAGGUUAGGAUAAAUCAUCCACUUCUUCAUAAACGAAGCUGCUGAACCAACUCGUAGUGAUAACAGUGAGAUUUUAAAAGAGCAGCAAAGGUGAGUUUUGCCACUAAUUUGGGAGAUCUGUUGUAGGACUAUGCUAUUAAAAUAUUGGGAAAGAAGGAUUUAGUUGAACAAGUGACUUCUUUAUGCAAAAUAAAAUCUUUAAUCUUACCAGGGAGAGGUCAAUAACUAGCCUUCCUCCUAACAAGCUAGAUUUCUCAUCUAUAUGCAGGGAUUUAUUCUGUCUUCUGGAAGAGGGAACGGUACUAUAAUCUCAGCCCACCACUGUUCUUUGAACUGGUCCUGUCAACCUUUCCCUUACUGAAAAUCUGACAAAAAUUCACAUUAUUUCAGCUAAUUUCCCUGUGGUUGUUUCUUCCCUCACCCCCAAAGCAAAAUUGCUUAGCUUUCAUUGUCUUCUUCCAACUGCAAUGCUUACAGUAGGCUUCUUAAAACUCCCUUUUUCCCCUGGUACCAUUUUCUGGCAGUUCCAGGGCAUCGUGGCUUCGUCUAACCUCACAUUAGAGAAGACGAUUAGUGUUUUCUUUUAAGAAGCUUGGCAAACAUGGAGAAGGAUCGCAGGGCCUGUUCUUUGGUAGGCGGUUUCUCAACUCCCAGAAUUCCCCAUCCGGCCUGCUUUUAAAUGGGUGGACUUCAACUCCCAGAAUUCCCCAGCCCGUAAGCAACACAGAUCUUAAUUCAUGCCGAGUAGAGAAUUCUGGGAGUUAAAAGUCCACCCAACUUUAAAACAUGCUGGCUGGGGAAUUCUGGGAGUUGAAGUCCACCCAUUUUCAAGGCGCCACGGUUGAGAAACGCCACUGGAGAACACAACAGUUGACAAUUGCUCAGUUUUUUUGGUCUCUUUGAAGCUAUUUGUGUCUGAGCAACUCAGGCAUGCACUGUGGAACCAUCAUCCGGUGGUUGCUGUGUGAGCCACCUUGUUACUCCCAUUAGUGUGUGCAUGUGUGUGAAUGUUGCAGACGGGGUCAUUUCAAACCCAGCUUUUAUGCUGGAGCACGGCAGAAGGUCAUGGCGCAUCCUAAGGAGAAGAAGGACCUAGUGUCUCUUAGCUCAGGGGUCUCCAACCUUGGCAACUUUAAGACUUGUGGACUUCAACUCCCACAAUUCUGAGAGUUGAAGUCCACAAAUCUUAAAGGGUUGGAGAUCCCUGUUUUAGCUUAUCGUCCAGGAACAAGCCACCAUAAUCUCCUAUGUAAAGUCCCAUAAUCCCUGACUGUGCCGAUGAGGCCUUCAGGAAAGUGUAGCCCCUCAGUAGCUCCUGAGAACCAACUUCCCACACACACACCGGAUUUUAAUGGGUGCCACCACUCAGUUGUGUGAUUAAUAGCGCCACGUUCCUCUUUUGCCAAAACCAAGCCAGCAUCUUGUUGAACACAUAGUAUGAUGCCUGUCAACCUUGUGAUGUACUUAGCGGGGUAGCCAAAUCCUGGGUGGGUGGGGAGAGAGAUUUUAACAAUGCAUUGGCCCCUAAUGUCCAUUAUCUUGACCUCUCUGAGCAUGGAGAAAAUCCCCACUUUAAACACAGGAGGGGACGAUCACCUCCGUCUCUCUUUGAAGGUCUUUCCAUGUUUCUUUUGAAACGGUUUGGUUUCAACCCAGCAUGAUCGACUCGCCUCGUCUUUAAAUCUGCCAUGCUUUGUUACAUUGGUUGUAAUGAUUAAUAUUUUUUUUUAAGAAAAAAGGUUAAAUUAAUUCCUAAAUUUAAUAGGAAAAAUAAAACACAAAACGAUUUAAGUUAACGGUUUAACUAUAUUCGCUCUGUAAAUUAUUGUAUAAAACCUAUUGACAAUGCACUGAAUUUAGAAAGACCGUGUACAUAAGUACUGUGUAAAUAAUUUAAAGGAGAGAAAAAAAAAGUAUUAAUGUAUUGGGAUAUGAACUGUAUUAAAAAAAAAAGUCCAAGUAACUGUAUAUGGAGUGAACUUGUCUAUCUGUAAGUAUAUUAUUCAAGCAAAUUAAAUACUGUGGAUGCAACUCA